AUGUCGGCGGGUAGCGUUCGCCGCACAUGGCUGCAUGGCGGCCUAACAAUAGGGCGCAUUCGACAUGUCCGUGAAUCUGCGUGCAUGCAUCUCGUACAGACAGCAACAACACAGAUACACACUAUUCAUACAUCAUCAUCACGAGCAGCCGCAUUCAAGAUGCCAACCACUAAUGAGCUAGCAAAGAAACUCAAGGCUCUCCAUGUCCCGUCGAAGCCCCUAAUCCUGCCCAACAUUUGGGACACCGCAUCACUGUACACGCUUCUUUCACUCAACAGCGCCGAAGCACAGCCCGUCAAAGCCGUUGCUACCGCCUCAUUCGCUAUUGCAGCUGCCAGAAACUUGAAGGAUGAAGAUCUGAGCCUAGAGCAGAACCUUGAAACCGUCCGGCUAAUUGCGCCCAUCUGCGCACAGGCCGAAAUCCCCCUCACAACCGACUUGCAGGACGGCUACGGCGACCAGAUUGCUAGUGUCGUCACCGCUGCUGUCCAAGCAGGCGCAUCUGGUGCCAAUAUCGAGGAUAGCAUCCCUUCGGCCGGCUUUGGCAACGGCAUCUCAGGCUCGCUGUACGACAAGGAUGAGCAGGUUAAGCGACUCAAGAUUGCUCUCCAGGCGGCUAGCGAUGCGGACUGCCCCGACUUUGUCCUCAAUGCCCGUUGCGAUGUCUUCAAGCUUGAUGAGACGCCUGGGUUGACAAAUAAUAUACGCAUGGCAGAAGCCAUCGACCGCGGAAAAGCGUAUCUCCAAGCUGGUGCGACGACCGUCUUCUACUGGGCGGGAGGUGUUCGGGGCCUGCGCACAGCUGAGGUUGAACGUCUUGUCAAGGAGUUGGAUGGCAGAGUCGCUGUUUUGCUUUGGCGCUCAUCUGUUGGUCAUUCUACUGAAGAACUGGCCAAGAUUGGAGUUGCUCGCAUUAGCAUCGGCCCGAGCUUGUAUCUCUUUGCUAUGGAUAGCGUUAAGACUGCCGCCUUGCGAAUUCUUCAAGGUGGAAGCAUAAUGGCAUAG
Messenger RNA from [Torrubiella] hemipterigena, 1005 nucleotides. The record is from the annotation of a GenBank genome assembly. NCBI's taxonomy places the organism in Eukaryota, Fungi, Ascomycota, Sordariomycetes, Hypocreales, Clavicipitaceae.